CGCCCAGCUCCUCCCUCUCGUGUUCAAGAAACGAACAUGGAGACAGCUGGGAAAGUCAUCAAGUGCAAGGCAGCUGUUGCCUGGGAACCUGGCAAGCCCCUCUCCAUUGAGGAGGUGGAGGUCGCUCCACCCAAGGCCCAUGAAGUUCGUAUCAAGAUCUUUGCCACAGGCGUGUGUCACACAGACGCGUACACUCUGAGUGGCAGUGACCCCGAAGGACUUUUCCCUGUCAUCUUGGGUCACGAGGGCGCCGGAACGGUUGAGAGCGUUGGUGAGGGUGUCACCAAAUUCAAGCCAGGUGAUACCGUUGUCCCACUGUACGUGCCACAAUGUGGUGAAUGCAAAUUCUGCAAAAACCCCAAGACCAACCUUUGCCAGAAAAUUAGAGUUACCCAGGGCCAGGGUCUGCUCCCUGACAAGACCUCCCGCUUCACUUGCAAGGGAAAGCAAGUGUUUCACUUCAUGGGGACCAGCACCUUCUCGGAUUACACCGUGGUGGCCGACAUCUCUCUGGCCAAGGUGAACGACAAGGCUCCGCUGGAUAAAGUGUGCCUUCUUGGAUGUGGCAUUUCUACUGGAUACGGUGCAGCUCUCAACACUGCCAAGGUCGAGCCCGGGUCCACAUGCGCUGUGUUUGGCCUCGGAGCUGUCGGCUUGGCUGUUAUUAUGGGCUGCAAGGUUGCCGGGGCGACCAGGAUCAUCGGUGUGGACAUCAAUGCUGCAAAGUUUGAGAAAGCCAAGGAGUUUGGCGCCACUGAGUUUGUGAACCCCAAGGACCACAGCAGGCCCAUCCAGGAGGUCCUGGUGGAGAUGACUGACGGCGGUGUGGACUAUUCUUUUGAGUGCAUCGGAAAUGUGCAGAUCAUGAGAGCUGCUCUGGAGGCGUGCCAUAAAGGAUGGGGUGAAAGUGUCAUCAUCGGCGUAGCCGGAGCUGGACAGGAGAUCUCGACCAGACCCUUCCAGCUGGUGACAGGCCGAGUGUGGAGGGGCACAGCCUUUGGAGGGUGGAAGAGUGUGGAGAGCGUUCCUAAACUGGUGGAAGACUACAUGAAUAAGAAGCUGAAGGUGGAUGAGUUUGUGACUCACACGCUGCCCUUUGAGAAGAUCAACGAGGGAUUCGACCUCAUGCACGCUGGAAAGAGUAUCCGCACAGUGCUGACCUUCUGAAGUGCCUAAAACAAAGACAUCCUUCACAUCCGGCCUCUCAAACAAUCUCCUUCCAUAGUUGCAGCACUUAAUGUUUUCACUCUGCACUUGUUUGUAUGACGUAAGUUUCAGUAUUAGAACAUCAUUUUUUAUUAACAGCAGAGCACAGUUCAAACUAGAGUGUCAUUAAAACGUUUUGAAAAUUAA
Plectropomus leopardus (leopard coralgrouper) is the source of this 1353-nucleotide messenger RNA. RefSeq names its product alcohol dehydrogenase class-3. Gene Ontology annotation, biological process: formaldehyde catabolic process. Gene Ontology annotation, molecular function: zinc ion binding; S-(hydroxymethyl)glutathione dehydrogenase [NAD(P)+] activity; alcohol dehydrogenase (NAD+) activity. NCBI's taxonomy places the organism in Eukaryota, Metazoa, Chordata, Actinopteri, Perciformes, Serranidae. The record is from RefSeq and is a predicted model, not a curated record. Gene Ontology annotation, cellular component: cytosol.